AUUUGCUUAGGUGCCGGGCCUUUGGCGGCCAUAUUUGAUUUCUGGAAAAGUUUCUAAAUUUAUUGUAAAAUCGUUUUCACGUUUUAGUUGUUGCUUCCGCCAACAUACAUUCCACUAUUUCCCCCAAGAGCUUAAAAGCUUAGCGUUUUGUGAAAUUCUGUUCUAAUAAGACUUAUUUGGUCCAGUUUACAUCAUGAAGCGACGCAAAACUCGCACGGGCUCUGAAGCUGGGACUUCUCCUCAGGACAAGAAGCACAAAUCACCAUCCGGCAUCGUACGAUCUGCACCAAUGUCUGCUGCAGAGGUGGAUGACUUUGAAGCAGCCAAAGGAACUGCAUCUAGUAACUCGAGCUCAUACAGAAAGGCGUGUGAGGAGAUGAAGAGACUGUUUGAAGAAAUCAACGACUUGAAACGCGAAGGCAAUGAUCCAAACUGCCCAGAGAUCACAGAACGGAGGAUUAGAGCCACUUUGCUGUUUAUUAUUCUAAAAAAGCUCAAUCGAGUGGCUCACAUUAGUGGGAAAAAAGCUAGAGACAACACCCAUGAGGCAAAGCAAAAAGUGGAUGGACUUCAUUUACAACUGCAGAACCUUCUUUAUGAGGCUAUGCACCUAAAGAAAGAAAUAACAAAAUGUCUGGAAUUCAAGUCUAAAGAUGAAGAGGUUGAGUUAGUUACUGAAGAGGAGUUUUAUUCUCAAGCUCCUAAAGAAGUUUCUAAGCCUGAGAUAACGAAGGAUGACCCCCAUCAGAGGAUGCUUGCUAGGCUCGAUUGGGAGUUAGAGCAGAGAAAAAGUUUUGCAAGCAAGAAAAAAGAGUUUGAGAAAAAGAAAGAACUUCUUGAGAAAGAGAUUCACACAAGAAGAGAAUUUCUUAACAGCCUCCAGCCACGGCUAGAAGAGAUCCUAAAGUCGACUGUCCCAGUCCAAGAAUACCUGAACCUGCCCCUAGAUGCAAAGAGGGCCCAGCAUCAGACCGCCAGAUACUUAUCCCAGCCGCUCUAUGUGUUGUAUGUACAAGCAACAGCAUACAACGAGGCCUGUGACCCUCAUCUCAGUGUUCAGAUACAGGGAGACGUAGAGGCCGCCAAAGCAGCGUUAGAGGAAAAGCCUACACAACCUGAGCCAGAAAGUGACUCAGAUGAUGAGGCAACAGAACACCAGAGAAAAUCCAAGAGAAGAAGAAAGAAAGAGGAGAGUCGCAAAGAGGAAAAAAGAAAAGCAUUACUCAAGACCCACCCCCUACAGAUUGUUCUGAAGCUCAAUUGCAAAGGUAAAUGUACAAUUAGUCUGCUAGUGUCCUACCUACCCUCACUCCAGAUUGUCACUGUGAACCCAUCUCUAUCCAUCUCUGAGGCUGUUGAUCAACCUAUCUUAUCAAACAGUACUAUUCUUGCACCUGAGUCAAUACUGACUUGUCUGUUUCCCGGUGACCAUGGCAACACAUCCCCUAAUGCCACGAAUCAGUUCCAGCUGACUAAGGAUGGCAUUGACAGCUUCUCAGCCUUUGUGGGUGAGACUGGACAGCCAUUCCUUUGGGCUCAAAGAAUAUGUGGACUAGAGUUUCUUCCAGACUGCCAAAAUGCGGUGGUAGCUGAGUCAGACGUCAGUAGAUCACAUAUGGAGGUCACCAUCAAGGCGAUACGUGCCAGGGUCCUAGCUAGGCUGGCUCUACAGAGACAACUUUCAUCUCUUGAAAAAAUGCAGGUCCCUGCCAGUGAUGCGCCACAAAAGCUGUUCCCAGAUAAAAUUACUUCAGUCCUUGUGUCCUGGAGCCCUGUGGAUUAUGCAAACUUUAUUGAAAUGCCACAAGCCAAGUCACUUGUUGAUGAAAACCUUCUAGAUGAGUCUGAUAUGUAUUUCUGUGCUGAAAUUGAAUGCAAUAAAGUACGCCUUAAAGCCGGAGUGGUUCUCUACCGGGAAUAUCCAGUCAAGCCGCCAAUCAUAUGCUUGUCAAUCUCAGGAGGGACUGCACCUUUCUCCAGUCAUGUCACCAGGAUGCUUGAAGCUGAGGUCAAUGUGCAUUACAAAGACUUGAUUGACGGCGACUCACCUGUCAACUUAUUAACCAAUCAGAUUCGACGACUGCAGGUGUGCUUUGAUGUGUUUCUGGAGUGUGGUGUAGUUGAAGGGAUUGAGUCAAUCGAGCGUGCCAAGCUCCUUGUAAGGAAGAAAAGGGGUCGUGACCACAACUUGCCCCUCCUCUAUGACGUUUCGCACGACAUGUUCACACACCGAUAGUCUGCUUGGUGUAGCUGAAUGAGUCAAGAUGUGUAAUUAGGUGCAUGUCAGCUCUCUUGUCCAAGAGAUACAUAGCCAUACGAUGUGUUCAUACUGUAUUCUAAAACAAAACUUUUUACCUCAUAAAAUACAUACAGUCAACUCUUGCUUUUACGGAGGCCCUAGAGACCAUAAUUAUUUAGUGUCCAUGAAAGAAAGAUACUUCUUAGUCUUUUCUUUGUAUUUUUGUUUCAACGGUGAUUGUAUUCCCUAAUUACGAGGUGCAAUAACAUAGCUGUCAACCUUGCUUUAGGAAAGAAACUUGAGAAAAUACAGUAAAUGUAUCAGAAGCACCAAGAUAUUUUCAAGAAAAUUAAGCUUGAGAAAAGGUUACAAAUCUUGAGAGUCCCGCAUAAUGCCGGAGAGUUGACAGUUGUGCAAUAAAAGUGGAAUCCCGGAGGGUGAGAGUUUACUGUAUAGACCUUGUGUUUUACUGUCAUCUCUCUUUCUGUUUUAAUUUAGUCCUGACUGACCUGGUCCAGUUAUGCCCAAUCUGUGUCUCAAUCCACUUAGCAAUUUUGUGGUUGAAUCUUCCUAAUUGGCCUAUAAUUCCUUUACAGAUGUACCAGAAUUUGACUUUUAGACAGGCUUAGAAUUUAAACUCAAAGCAGCACCAUAGUUGUUGGACUGCAAAUUUAAGCCAAUAAAAGUAUACAUUUGUAUUGUU
Molecule: messenger RNA, 2942 nt
Organism: Nematostella vectensis (starlet sea anemone)
Lineage: Eukaryota; Metazoa; Cnidaria; Anthozoa; Actiniaria; Edwardsiidae
Product: THO complex subunit 5 homolog
Exons: 19
Coding region: 194-2236 (680 amino acids)
Biological process (GO): mRNA export from nucleus; positive regulation of DNA-templated transcription, elongation
Cellular component (GO): THO complex part of transcription export complex
Molecular function (GO): mRNA binding
Source: RefSeq, a predicted model, not a curated record